AUGCUAAUCUCUGUUCCCUGUUUCUUUGCCUACAGGUUCACUGGCCCCAACCUUCCAUCACCCAUCAUUAGCAGCAAGAACUGGCUUCGGCUGCACUUUACCUCUGACGGCAACCACAAGUUGAGAGGUUUCAGCGCCCAGUACCAAGUUAAGAAGAUGACUGAACUUAAGUCUCGAGGUGUAAAGAUGUUGCCUAGCAAAGACAAUCACCACAAGAUAUCAGUGUUGUCUCAGAUGGGUGUAGCGCAGGGACACAACAUGUGUCCAGACCCGGGCAUCCCAGAUCGAGGAAAAAGAAAAGGCACAGACUACGGGCGAGGAUCCACGGUGCAUUUCUCCUGCGACGAGGGUUAUGAACUGCAAGGCUCAAAGAGCAUCAGCUGUCUCCGAGUCACAGACAGCUACGUGGGAUGGAGUGACGACCGGCCUAUAUGCAGAGCACCGAUGUGUGGAGGUCAGUUGAAAGGACCCAGUGGUGUCAUCACGUCUCCAAACUACCCGGUCCAAUAUGACAACAAUGCUAACUGCACUUGGCUCAUCUCUGCCACGGACAUGACCAAGGUAAAAGUCAUUAACCUUUACUCAGUGAGGUGCAGCCUUCCUGCCCAAGAAGACGCAGAGGUGGUGGGGGGGCAGAGGGUGGCAGUCCACCGACAGCAUCGGAGCAAGGUCAGUUUCAGAGUUUCGCCAGUCGAAAUAAGUGAUCUGUCCUCGGUCCCUUCACCAUUUGCCGUCUUCGAACCUACGAGGACUGGUCUACGUGCCCUCUCUGGAAGACGCCUGUCUGGAACCACGACUCCAGACCUUGUGGUUAGCACCAGUCACCAGAUGUGGCUCAACUUCAAAACGGACGACACCAGUGGCUCCCUGGGAUUCAAGGUGUCUUUUGAAGAAAUUGACCAGGGAAGUUGUGGAGAUCCUGGAUUCCCAGCGUACGGGAAGCGAGAAGGGACAGGUUUCCGCCACGGGGACAAACUGUACUUUGAGUGUCUGCCUGCGUUUGAGCUGGUGGGGAAGAAGAACAUCACCUGUCAGAAGAACAACCAGUGGUCGGCGAAGAAACCCAGCUGCGUCUUUUCCUGUUUCUUCAACUUUACCACUCCAUCCGGGGUGCUCCUGUCUCCUAACUACCCUCAGGAGUAUGGCAACAACAUGCACUGUGUGUGGCUCAUCAUCAGCAACCCUGAGAGCCGCAUCAAUCUGGCCUUCAACGACCUCAGCAUGGAGAAACAGUUCGACUUCCUCUCCAUCAAGGACGGGGGAAAGGCGGAGUCUCCUAUCCUGGGCACCUUUUCCGGUAACGUCCUACCUCCUUCAAUAACAACCAGUGCCCAUGUUGCCCGGCUAGAGUUCCUGACUGACCACACCUACACAGACAGAGGCUUCAACAUCACCUUUACAACAUUUCGCCAUAACGAGUGCCCAGACCCGGGUGUGCCGGUGAAUGGGAAGCGCUUCGGUGAGAGCCUUCAGCUGGGCAGCUCCAUCUCCUUUCUGUGUGAGGAGGGCUUCGUCAAGACUCACGGCUCGCAGACAGUCUCUUGCAUUCUCAAGGAUGGCAACGUGGUGUGGGAUAAUGCAGUUCCCCGCUGUGAAGCCCCAUGUGGAGGGGAAUUGAAGGCUCCCAGUGGGAUCAUCCUCUCCCCCGGCUGGCCAGAACUCUAUAAGGAGGCCCUUAACUGUGAAUGGAUCAUUGAGGCUCCUCCAGGCUACCCCAUCAAGAUCAUCUUCGACAAGUUCCGCACAGAGGUCAACUAUGACAUCCUCGAGGUGCGCGAUGGACGUUUUCCCUCUUCACAUCUCAUUGGCAGUUACCAGGGAACCCAGGUUCCCCAGUUCCUCAUCAGCACCUCCAAUUUCCUGUUUCUCUUCUUCUCAACUGACAAGAGCCACUCGGACAUCGGAUUCCGCAUACGUUACGAAACCCUGCAGCUCCAGUCUGAUCACUGCGUGGACCCGGGUAUACCUGUCAACGGACAGCGACACGGCAAUGACUUCUAUGUGGGAGCCUUGGUGACAUUUACCUGUGACGCAGGGUACACACUUAGCGACACAGAGCCUUUAGAAUGUGAACCCAAUUUUCAGUGGAGCCGCCCCCUGCCUACCUGCGAUGCAUUGUGUGGAGGUUAUAUCCAGGGCAACUUUGGCACCAUCCUGUCCCCUGGCUUCCCAGACUUUUACCCACACAACCUGAACUGCACGUGGAUAAUCGAGACCUCCCAUGGCAAAGGCGUCCAAUUCACCUUCCACACGUUCCACCUGGAGAGCCCUCAUGACUUCCUGUUGGUGACGGAGAACGGCAGCUUCUCCCAGCCCCUGUGGAGGCUGAUGGGCUCCACGCUGCCCCCCCCUCUCAGCGCAGGCCUGUUUGGAAACUACACGGCUCAGAUCCGCUUCCUCUCCGACUUCUCUGUUUCCUAUGAAGGAUUCAACAUCACUUUCUCUGAGUAUGAUUUGGAGCCAUGCGAGGAUCCCGGCAUCCCGCCCUACAGUACCAGGAAGGGUCUGCAGUACGGAGUGGGCGACGCCCUCAUCUUCUCCUGUUUCCCGGGUUACCGACUGGAGGGUCCGGCGAGGGUGAUCUGCUUAGGGGGCAGGAGGCGGGUGUGGAGCUCACCUCUGCCAAGGUGUGUGGACGAGGACGUGGUGUCUAUGGCGGACUCCACCAUCACCGUGGACGACAUCGAGGGGGAGCUGUUUAAGAUUGACAGGAUCAGAGAUGUGCUGGUCAGGAGGGAGUCAGAGCUCAGAUACAUGAUGGAUGACAUUCAGCUGUGCAAGGAGAUCACUCGUCUGAAGAAGGAUCUGCAGAAAUUAGUGUCCAUACCAGAUAAUGACAAGUCCAACGAGGACCGGCAGAAGGAGGAGGAACUCCUGCAGCAGAUCCACAAGCUGGUUGAGACCAGAGACUUCCUGGUGGACGAUGUGGAGUUUGAAAGACUCAGGUGUUCCACCCAGACGAGCGCCGUCCAGAGCUCAGCAGACCUCUUCUCCCUUCGCCAAGACGGGCCUCACCCUGCUGAAGGAGUGCUGCGGCUUCACAUGCUCCAUCAUGACCGGCGACCCCAGGGCGGCCUGAUGGAAGAAGACGGCCCCCGGACGGUUGGGAUACAGGACAACGGACAACCUCCAGGGCGUCUGAUGAGAAGACGGCCCCCAGGAAGCGGUUUGAUACCAGGACAAGGCCGAGGCCUAGGACAGCCAGCUGUGAGGCCGGAGGACUGGCCGGAGGCUCCGACAGGCCAAAGAAGCGGGGAGCUUGGGCCGGGGGACCUCAAGCGGGCGACACCGGGAAGCGGGGUGGAACCUGAGACGGGAACGGGGGCCCGGCAGCGGGCUCUGGCGAGGCACAUCUCCUCAUCCAGCCGUCUCCCCCCUGCUCCCGUUGGGAUACUGACCGAGGUACAACACAGUUGGGAUGAAACCCCAUCGGAUGACGAACUGGCCGCACUGGAACAGCUGCUGCAGCCGCUGUUUGGACUCUUUGCUCAGUUUAGCCAUGUGUUUAUCCUGAACAGCGAGGAUGCUGCAACCACCAAGGACAAGGAAGCGGAACGGCCGACUUCAGAGGCGGUGUGGUUGCUGGCGGGGGUGGCGUUGCAGACGGCCACCUGCUCGAAGGAGCGGGAGAAAACGGCGCUGGCAGUGCGGGUCAGGUUGGUGAGAGCUCCUGCCUUGGGCACCGAUUGGCUGGAAGUGAGCGUCAGUCGCUUGAAGGACAGCUCUGCAUUCUCGCUGUUGGCCCGGCACGUUGUCAGAGAGCCCGCCUCCUUGUCCUUGCUGUUACGCCCACCCAGCCGACACUUCUUCAUGGCCUUGGCUCCCAGAUUCAACGUGGUGACACUGUUGCUAAUAGUGAUGGUGGGGGGGGUCAUGUCCGGCCCCAUCCCGCCUGGCCACACCCCUUCAUCCACCUCAGAAAUAUCCAUCAGCUCAUCCGGGGAACCCAGAUCCACUGCGUCUUUCCAAGCUACCACUCAGAAGGAAGUUAUCUGUGUCCAAGUGCAACCCAGGAGGAUUGUGUUGAGGCGUGCCAACGUGUGCAAUAUGAGUACAAUCUGCUGCUGCAGGCAGAGACUUCUGCCUCCUGACCUCCUGACCCCGCAGAUCAAGGCUGACCUCAGAGGCUCCGCCCACCGGGUCGCAGUCGGGCGGGGCACGGCCGUCAAGGCGCGGUCGCAUGGAUUCUCCGUUGGGCAAUCGCUCGCCGCUCGUACCUGUUACACUGAUAUCGGGGAUGGCUACGCCCCCCACUGCAGCAUCACUUUCUACACUCGCCUCCUGGGACUCUGGUGGGAGGAGUAUGGGGGGGUAGCACGACAACACCGGUGUCCCCUGAUAGAGAGGGAGGUGACAGCAUUUCGGGAGAUCCUGGAGGAGGAGGGCGUGAUCUCCACCUGGAUACUGCCGGAGUGUGGGGGCGCCAACAAGAACGAGCUUUCUGGUCGUAUCCUGUCUCCGGGCUACCCAGCGCCCUAUGAGCACAACCUGCACUGCAUCUGGACGAUCGAGGCCCCCUCUGGAAGCACAAUUAGUCUGCACUUCCUGGUUUACCACACGGAGGAGGUCCACGACGUGCUUCGGAUCUGGGACGGGCCCCAGGAGGGAGGGGUCCUCCUGAGGGAGCUGAGCGGCUCCUCGCUGCCCCCGGACAGCCACAGCACCUUCAACACCGUCAGCCUGCAGUUCACUACAGACUUCUUCACAAGCAAGCAGGGCUUUGCUAUGCAGUUCUCUGUCUCCACUGCAACCUCCUGCAAUGAUCCGGGCCUGCCCACCAAUGGGACGCGCGGCGGAGACAGCAGGGAGCCCGGGGACCAUGUGGUGUUCCAGUGUGAUCCUGGCUACGUCCUGCAGGGGGCCAACAGGAUCACCUGCACAGAGAUCAAUGGACGCUUCUUCUGGCAGCCUGACCCUCCCACCUGCACAGCUCCAUGCGGUGGGAACCUGACGGGUCCUGCUGGUCUGAUUCUGUCUCCGGACUAUCCCGAGCCUUACCCCCAUGGGAGGGAGUGUGACUGGACAGUUUCCGUCACACAGGACUAUGUCAUCGCUCUUAGCUUCAACCAGUUCAGCUUGGAGCCUAGUUAUGACUUCCUACAUAUCUACGAUGGGCCGGACUCCCUGGGCCCCCUGCUGGGUAGUUUCUAUGGUACAGACGUUCCCGAUCGCAUCGAGAGCAGCUCCAACACGCUCUUCCUGGCUUUCCGCAGCGAUGCUUCCCUCAGCAGCAAUGGAUUUGUGCUGCAGUACAAAGAGAACCCCAGGGAGUCGUGCUUCGAGCCGGGCGUGGUGCGCAAUGGGACUCGGGUGGGCGCCGACCUCAAGCUGGGCUCCACCGUCACCUACCACUGCGACAGUGGCUACACACUAGAGGGAGACCAAACCCUCACUUGCAUCAUGGGGGGAGACGGCAAGCCGAGCUGGAACAAACCCAAACCCAUCUGCAUCGCUCCGUGUGGUGGACAGUACUCGGGUUUGGAGGGAGUUGUCUUGUCUCCUGGUUUCCCUGGCAACUACAGCCGUUCAAGAACAUGUCUGUACACUGUGGGGGUGCCAAAGGAUUACGUGGUCUUCAGUCAAUUCGCCUACUUCCAGACUGCUCUGAAUGACAUUGUGGAGGUUUAUGAUGGGGCGACACAGAACUCCCGUGUUCUCAGCUCCCUCUCUGGAGCACACACAGGCGAGUCAUUGUCAUUAGCAACUUCCAACCAAAUUCUAAUCCGCUUCACCUCCAAAGGCCAAUCGAGCUCCAGAGGAUUCCACUUGGUCUACCAGGCUGUGCCACAGACCAGCGCCACCCAGUGCAGCUCCGUCCCUGAGCCCAGGAAUGGCCGCCGUAUGGGAAACAACUUUGCCGUUGGCGCUGCGGUCCGCUUUGAAUGCACUCCGGGUUAUACGCUGGAGGGGCCGAGUGCCAUCGAAUGCUUGACGGUUCCCAACGCCCUGGCACAAUGGAACACCACCAUACCCAGCUGUAUAGUUCCAUGUGGAGGUAAUCUGACCCAAAGAACCGGCACCAUCUUAUCUCCUGGCUUUCCUGAGCCUUACCUCAACAGCCUCAACUGUGUCUGGAAGAUCACGGUCCCCGAAGGAUCAGGAAUCCAGAUCCAGGUGAUCAGCUUUGUCACAGAGCAGAACUGGGACUCGCUGGAGGUGUUUGACGGAGGAGACAACAGCGACACCAUGCUUGGCAGCUUCUCAGGCACCACGGUACCUGCGCUCCUCAACAGCACCUCCAACCAACUCUACCUCCACUUUUUCUCUGAUAUCAGUGUGUCUGCAGCUGGGUUUAGGCUGGAAUACAAAACGGUGUCUCUGACCAGCUGCCCAGAGCCUUUGGUUCCUAUGAAUGGCAUCAAGGUUGGGGAGCGUCUCCAGAUGAACAAUGUGGUCUCUUUCCAGUGUGAACCUGGGUAUACUCUACAGUACCUCUUUGCCUUAACUCAAUGUGGAGGAAUCAGGGAGGAGAAUGAGGGUAUGAUUCUCAGCCCUGGUUUCCCUGGCAACUAUCCUAGCAACGGUGACUGUACCUGGAGAAUAUACCUGCCAGUUGGAUACGGAGCAAACCUUCAGUUCCUCAACUUCUCCACUGAGGCCAACCAUGAUUUCCUCGAGAUACGCAAUGGGCCCCUUGAUACGAGCGCAGUGAUUGGCCGAUUCAGCGGCCAGGAUAUUCCCUCCUCAUUACUCACCACCUCCCACGAGACCACAAUAUAUUUCCACAGCGACCAUUCACAGAACAAACCGGGGUUCAGAUUUGAGUACCAGGCCUAUGAGCUUCAGGAGUGCCUGGAUCCAGAGCCUUUCCGGUACGGAGUGGUGGUGGGGGCUGGCUUCAACGUGGGCCAGUCCAUUUCCUUUGAGUGUCUGCCCGGUUAUCUGCUAAUGGGACAUUCCAUCCUCACCUGUGAGCAUGGCACCACACGAAAUUGGGAUCACCCUUUCCCUCGAUGUGAAGUGCCUUGUGGUUGGAACAUCACAUCAGACAAUGGGACCAUCUUCUCCCCGGGUUACCCAGAGGAGUACCCCAACUCAGUAGACUGCUCCUGGCUGAUCACCGUGGCUCCUGGCUUCGGCAUCAAAGUCAGCUUCACCCUGCUUCAGGUUCACGGGCCGCACGACUUCAUCACUGUCUGGGAUGGUCCACUGGAGACAGCCAGGAAACUGGGAGUGUUCACUGAUGGCGAGCCCAACGAGCCGCCCAGCAGCACAUCCAAUCAGCUGCUCAUUCGUUUCCGUAGUAACACGGAGAAGGGUGGACUAUUCCAAAUCAGCUAUCAAGCGUACAGACUGCAGUUCUGCCUGCCUCCUCCCAUCAUCCCUAAUGCAGAGAUCCUAAUGGCAAGCAAAGAGUUUAAAAUAGGGGAUAUAGUGCGCUACAGAUGUCUUCCAGGCUACCAUUUAAGUGGAAACAGCAUCCAGACCUGCCGGCUGGGGACAUACUUGGAGUUUGAGGGGCCUCCACCCUCAUGUGAUGUGACAUGUCCCAUGAAUGAGAUCCUGACAGCUUCAACAGAUGUCAUCAUGAGCCUGUCACCAGGCAACGGCUUCCCACAUUUCGAGUCCUGCUCCUGGGUGGUCAAAGUGGAGCCCGGCUACAACAUCACCUUCACUAUUGAACAAUUCCAGACCAGCCGUCAGUUUGAUGAGCUCGAGAUCUUUGAUGGCCCAUCCAGACAGAGCCCUCUCCUGAUUACCCUCAGUGGUAACUAUUCCAGCCCUCUGAGCAUCACCAGCUCAAGUAACAGGGUCUACCUGCACUGGUCCUUCGAUCACACCACCAGCCACAAAGGCUUCCGCAUACGCUACUCAGCUGCCUACUGCAGCCCUCCGAACAACCCUGUAAACGGCACAGUGCACAGUCUGACGGGCACCAAGCUGGGCAGCACCCUGCGUUUCAACUGUGACCAGGGCUUCCGGCUUAUUGGACAGAGCAGUGCCACAUGCACCCGCACAGCACAGGGGAUCCACCAGUGGAACGCACCAGUGCCACUUUGCCAAGUGAUGUCCUGUGGAAUGCCAGUACCUCCGAUAAACGGCAGUAUUGUGGGCCAGGACUUCUCUCUAGGAGCUACGGCCACGUACCAGUGUAAUCCCGGAUUUCGCCUGGCUGGGCCUGUCACCACCUCAGUGUCAUGUCAGGAGUCUGGGAGGUGGAGCCCCAUUGAGACCCCGCCCAGAUGUAUUCCGGUGACCUGCCCCGACAUCGGCCACUCUGCUGUUGAACAUGGGAGAUGGAGGCUAAUCUAUGGCACUCAAAACCAAUAUGACACUAUAAUGAUGAUCAUAUGUGACCCGGGGUAUUACUACAGGGGUCAAAUGGUCAUUCGAUGCCAGGCCAACAGCACCUGGAACUACCCUGAUCCACGUCCAGUCUGCGAGAUCAUCUCCUGCGGGGACCUUGGGACUCCACCAAAUGGCAACAAGAUUGGAACACUGACUGUGUAUGGAGCCACCGCCAUCUUCUCCUGCAACACAGGGUAUACCUUGGUGGGCUCUCGGGUACGAGAGUGUAUGUCCAAUGGGCUUUGGAGUGGAUCACAGGUCCAGUGUCUAGCUGGUCAUUGUGGCAACCCAGAGCCCAUAGUGAACGGACAGAUCAUUGGGGAGAAUUAUAACUUUCGAGGCAGCGUUGUGUACCAGUGUAAUCCAGGAUUUCGUCUCAUUGGUGUGUCGGUGCGAAUCUGUGAACAAGCUCACGAAUGGUCUGGAAACACUCCUGUCUGUGUCCCCAUCACAUGUGGUCACCCUGGCAACCCUACUUUCGGAUCGACCCAAGGAGCCCAGUUCAACUUGAAUGACGCUGUGCGCUUUGUCUGCAACACCGGAUACGUUCUGCAAGGGGCUGUCAAAUCUAGCUGCCAGUCCAAUGGGCAGUGGAGCAACGCCCUCCCCAGGUGUAAAAUUGUGAACUGCACAGAGCCGGGUCACGUGGAGAACAGCAUCAGGCAGAUACUGGCGAGCGGGCCGCACCGCUACAGCUUCCAGACCGCUGUGUCGUACCGCUGUAACCCCGGAUACUACCUGCUGGGCACCAGCUCCCUGUCCUGUCAGGGGGACGGGACCUGGGACCGCUCCCUGCCAAAAUGCCUAUUGGUGCUGUGUGACCGCCCCAGCAUGCCUCCCUACACCCAGAUCUCAGGCGACCGUCGGACAGUGGGCUCAGUCAUUCGCUACACCUGCAUCGGCCAGCGGAGCGUCGUCGGCAACACAACGCGGAUGUGCCAGCUGGACGGCCAAUGGAGCGGCUCUCCGCCACACUGCUCCGGCGAUUCUGCGGGGCUGUGCGGAGAUCCGGGCACUCCCGUGCACGGUAUCCGUCUGGGGGAAGACUUCACGGUGGGCAGUGCUGUCCGCUUCAGCUGUGAGCCCGGCUAUCUGCUGAAAGGCUCACCAGAGAGGACUUGCCUGACCAAUGGGACCUGGCUCGGCACCCAACCUGAGUGUCAUGUGAUGUCCUGUGGAAACCCGGGAACUCCAAGGAAUGCUCAGAUCCUGAUCCACGAUGGCCUAACCUUUUCCAGAUCCAUUACCUACUCCUGCAGGGAGGGCUACUACUCCACCGGCCUGCUCAGCAGACACUGCACCGUUAACGCGACCUGGACCGGCAACACGCCCGAGUGCUCCGUAAUACACUGUGGUGACCCUGGAGUGCCAGCCAACGGGGUGAGGUCGGGCAAUGCUUUUACAUACAACAACACAGUGAGCUACCAGUGUACUCCUGGCUUCACCAUGGACGCUGACAGGGCCUCGACUCUGAAGUGCACCAAGGACCGCACCUGGAAUGGCACCAAACCUCUCUGUAAAGCAAUCGUAUGUGGUCCAGCACCGAUCAUCCCUAACGGACAGGUUGUCGGUACAGACUUCAUCUGGGGCUCUAGCAUCAGCUACUCCUGCAACCAAGGUUACCAGCUGUCCCUGCCCACUGUGUUAACCUGCCAGGGCAACGGCAACUGGAGUGGAGAGAAACCCCAAUGCUUCCCUGUGUUCUGUGGCGACCCGGGGAUGCCAGCCCAGGGGAGGAGGGAGGACCGAGGAUUCACCUACCUCUCCUCUGUCUCCUUCUCCUGCUACCCUCCCCUCGUCCUUGUGGGCUCCACCAGAAGAUAUUGUCAGUAUGACGGCACCUGGAGUGGCACACAACCCUCUUGCAUAGAUCCCACUCACACUACCUGUGGAGACCCCGGCUCGCCUCUCUUUGGAAAUCAGAACAACUCUCAAGGCUACCAGAUCGGCAGCAUUCUGUUCUUCAGCUGCAGAAAGGGCUACUUACUGCAGGGCUCCAUCUCUCGCACUUGUCUGCCCAUCCUCACUUGGAGUGGUUAUCAACCUGAGUGCAUUGCCCACCACUGCAGCCAGCCGGAGAUGUCGAGCCAGUCUGAUGUGAGAGCCAUCGAGCUGCCGUCCCUUGGCUACACGCUGAUCUAUACAUGUCAGCCGGGUUUCUACUUGGCCGGAGGAUCAGAGCAUAGGACCUGCAGGUCCGAUGGGAGCUGGACAGGGAAACAGCCUCUCUGUGAAGCUGAUAAUCGCUCAAGUGGUAACAGCCCAGUGACAGUGCAGGACCCACCCUCAAAGCUACCAGUCCCUGUUGACGUUUUCGCUAAGAACUCUCUCUGGAGGGGCUCCUAUGAGUACCUGGGGAAGAAGCAGCCAGCUAUGCUCAGCAUCACUGCCUUUGAGCCCUUCAGCAACCGGGUUAACGGGACGCUCAUCGACCACAGCGGAGUGGAGCUCAAACUGUCUGGUACGUUUAAGAAGGAGGAGGCUCAGCUGCUGCUGCAGGUCCACCAGAUCAGAGGCCCUGUGGAAAUCUUUGUCAACAAGUUUAAAAUUGACAACUGGGCCCUCGACGGACAUGUGUCCUACAUCUCUUCAUCCCACUCCUAUGUGUACCAGGGAUUUGUCAGAGGAAAAGGCUUUGGCCAAUUUGGUCUCCAGAGACUCGAGAGUUUAGAUCCCAGCGGAGACAACACAGGAUACAACUUUGCGUCCAACAGCAGCUCAGUGGCGGCAGCCAUCCUAGUGCCUUUUAUAGCCAUGAUCAUUGCAGGCUUCGCUCUGUACCUCUACAAACACAGAAGAAGACCCAAAGUCCCCUUCAAUGGUUACGUGGGCCAUGAGAACACUAAUGGGCGAGCUACGUUCGAGAACCCGAUGUACGACCGCAACAUCCAGCCCACGGACAUCCUGGCCAGCGAGACAGAGUUCACCGUCAGCACAGUGUGCACAGCUGUAUAGCCACCGCUUCCUCCAGAGUUCGGGGAGGAAAAGUGCAGCACAUCUUCGCCUGCCUGCCAGAAGAGGACAUCCAUAGUUCCUCGAGCAGAGGGAAAGACAAAGAAUAUUUUUAUCUGCUGAAAUACAUUCAAGAAACAUCUCCAGUGGCAAAGGCUCUUACGACGAGAGAACAAAGAAACCAUGUGAAGACAACGACUGUAACAAUUGCCAACGACAAAAUGCUUUUUGUAACUUUACAUGGUUUCUUGAUCAAUUUCCAUUUUUCGAGGAAAAAGCUUCAACGUGAAGCUUCAGCCGGCCGGAGAAACGCUGGAAGCAAAGCUGUGAUGACUUUUCUCACCGCGCUCCGCCUAAGCCCAAAGGGGAUUUUAUGGUCAACUUGAAGUCUAGAAAAUUGACCUGUAGCUAACAGAGAACUCUGUGCAAGUGAACUGUUAGGCGGACCGCACCGUGUCGGCCUGUGUGAGACGGAGAGAGACAGUCUGGACUGUUUCAGUUCUGUUUUCCAUUUGCUUUGCUUUCCUCUCUUUUUAUGCUGCUUGCUUUCUGUGAUGAGUAAUUGGGAGCCCUGAUUUACCCCAGCUGUCUGCUAGAGGCGGUUGAAAUGUUUCAUCCUCAAGUCUAUGGCUGAGAAUGAAGAAUUCAGUAAGUUUUGAAGGCCAUGUUGGACAAACACAUGCCAUCGCUACUUUUUGAGCUAGACUCUGCUCAUUUUUUUUCAAGCAGUGAUGACAUUCUGCUUGCAGAGGCAGCUGUGUCCAGAGCAGGGGUUAAGAGGUAGCAAAGGCUGCUGAAAAAGCACUUGUGAGCUUGUGGAGAGUCGCUGUGCAUAUGUGUGCUCGUUUCUACACACAUUCCUAGUGGCUGCAUCUUCAAUCUCCCCAAAAAAAUAUGUCUGUUCUGGCCCCAAAGAUUCCCGUUAACACGACAGAUAAUUGUACUAAUAAUUUUCCACAUUUAUUGUCUUUUCUUUUUGAAAGAAUCUGAGGAUUGGGUUUAGGAUUAUCAAUAUACCUGGAUGUUUUGGACAACUAAAAAACAUAAGGAUACUAAGAGCAAAAGCUGACAGUGUAUAGAUCCUCUAAGAAACUGAAGGCAGUGUCACUCUCCAAACUUUCACCCACUUUCUCUUCAUUCAUGUGCAGUCACUUUAAAUGUGUGUGUUUGAGUGACUGGGAACAAGACAUGGAUAAAGACAAAUCCUCCUCGCUAACUAAUGCACCUAAAUCAGACGUUAAGAGGCAAAACUCCCACAUUUUAUUUACAUAACAAUUGUAUGCCAAUUUCGUGCCACUGUCACUUCCUGUUAAGUAAACAUGGCAACUGCAAUUAGGUUAAUUAAUAUGGAUGUAUAAACGUUUAUGGACAACCGCUGUGAUCUUUCCCUUUCAUUUUCAAAAACAUUAGAACAAGUCUGUUGCACCAAGUUACAGAGCAACACAUGGAACUUCAUUUUUUUGUAAAUGCUCAAAGUGUGAUGUCAAAUUCUCCUCUUUUUGCCUUCCUUUUUAAUCCCAUGUUUCUGCAGCUUGAAGGUGGUACGUUCUGUAUUUUCUAGAGAUCGGUUUGCAGUGUGAGCUCCCUAAACCUGUCCUUAGGAAAACAAAGAUCAAAGUACGGCCACGUUUGAACUCCCUGAAAGUGUACAAGCGAAGGCGCUUGGGUCUGAAGAAUGGAUGAGUCAGUGAUGUGUUCCCUCUGGAUAACAUUCAGGUCUUUUCCUCCAAGUUAACUUCUGACAGCUCCAUCUCGGUGAAAAACAGUCAAGUUGCCCUGUUCUGUCUCGGCUCAUCAUGGAAAUGUUCCAGAAGGCUUCCUCGGAGCUGUGAGAGCAGGGGAGUUGCUGGCAUACUAAUUACUCCCAUGCAUUAAAUUGGUUUAUGUGAAAGGAAAAACAAGUGUUUAUGCCUCUUAUGCUAACACUCCUCAAAUCUGUGACAACUGGGGAGUGAUAUACACUAAGUAUUGUUUUGAAAGUGCGACACACGAGGGAACUGGCUUCAGCUCUAACAACAGGACUGUACCUCCUGAAUUAAUGAAAUUCUAAGAAACAUUCAUGCUUUUGUGACCCCUUAUAAUGUGUCUAAAAUGUGCAUUAGCGGUGGAGUUAAAGGAAAGACACCCACUGGAUUUCAAACACUCUGCUCCCAGCUAUUUGCCACUUACUAUCCCCAUUUCUGUGUAUCCUGAGCGGGAUGAAUGGUGCUCAAAUUUCUCUGCAGCAAAUUGACCCAUUACAUGCAAUUUGCUUUCAUUAGCCUUGCUUCAUUGUCGAACCCAUAUCAAAUCCUAAAAUUCACCUUACCAUUACUGCUAACAGGACAGUGGAUGUUUGAAAAUGAUAAAAUCAACAUGUCUUUGAUUUGCCAUGUACUUUGUAUCUAAUUAGUGUUAGAAACAAGGAGAACUAUUUCAUUGUGCAUGGAUUUUUUGGGGUAAAUUUGCGUAUACAUUAUAAUACAUGUACAUGCGAAGUGGCUUACGCAGUCAAAACAAAACCUCUAUACCAAUCGAGUCUUUAAAGCCAGCUACAGUUAAUCAUUUCCCUCAGAAAUCCAGGCUUUUGAAACCAAUCACUAUUGCUUCUUCAAUUAGUUUCACCGUGAGUCGGUAAUUGCUUUUACAAUUUUAUUACUUUUAAAGCUCUCGCUUAUCUCGACAGUACAGGUAGAAUAUUGCCCCUUGCCUGCUCUGGUCGUGAAUUGAGGGAAAAGGAAACGAUUGAAUUACCCUGGAGAUUUCACGGGAAGAGGGGCCGUUGUGCUCACAUUAUCUUGAAGACACUGUAACUCAGUUCUCAUCAUUGUAUGCAGCUGCUGCAUUGUGCAUUUCAUUUGUUUUUAUUCUGAAGCUGCUCCAAAUAUUUCAGCUGAGUCGAUAGCUUCAUUACAUUUCCGUUACUUUCAGCUAAGGCCACUCUGAAGUGGUGUUUCCGCUCCAUUCAUCCCUCCCAGGGCAACGCUUAGCGCACUUCAACCAACACUUUAUUAAGCUCCGUUGAGUAUUAAAUAAACAAAUCUGAUUAGCUGGUGCAAUAGGACAUGAAGCCCGCCGCUCCCUGGAUGGAACUUGUCUAAUUGGCUAGAUUUGGACUGCAUAUUUGGACAGACAUAAUACAGAAGCAUAAGCUCACAGGACUAUGAUUGUUGUUAACCAGAAAGGGCUGAGUCAUGAGAAAUUCAGAAAUGGUUUGAAAAGGCCAGAGCACUUUACAUUUAUUACAGUGCCUUGGUACGACCACAUGAUAACAUGAUAGGAUCUUUAUGUCAGAUAUUGAAAUUAAAACUGCUCAUUGUUAAGUCCUUGUUUCAUAUCAACCUAUGUAACUCCCACACACAGUCACAUACCUACAAAGAAAGCUGGGUGAGCUUAUUAGGAUCAUUCCAGAGAAACUGAACAAUCCAUUUUUGCCUCUUUUGCUUUUCCUAAAAGAGCAAUGAGCUCAUUAGUGCUCUGUUUCAGUGCGUAAUGAUUCAUGUCUUGGAUGCUCCAUGCUUGCCUAAAUGUUUGGAAGAGCGCUUUUGUUUUGUGCGUUUUUGAGAGUUACCUUUUCUACCAAAGAAUAUUAUUCAAAUCUAGCCGAAUUAGAAUUAGGCUGAUUUACUAAAUGAAGAUAAAUUAUUCCAUUCAGCUUCAUUUGGUUUCACUCUUUAGAAAAGUUUUUAAUGGGCAACAAGGCUUUUUCAAAAGUGUAUUCUGCAGAAUUGGGAGUUUUCACUUAAUGGGCCCUACAUUUUUAGAAAGACUUUCUUUCUAACCCAUCGGAGUUAGUCCAGAAAGUUCUCAAAGAAAGUGCGAUGCCGUUUUAUGAAAAUGAAGAUCAGUGAGCUCCGGAUGGAGCUGUGCUAUAAGAGUCUGAAGAAACUCUUUCUUGAUACCGGCCGGCUACUUCCUGGUUCUCUCUUUGCAUAUUUUAAGACAGAAUCUCUGAUCAUCCAAGGUUCAUAUUCCGUUAUCAGCCAGAGACAGCUCUGAGUUCUCUCCUGCUCACCAUCUCCUCUAUAAUGAAAGAAAAAGCAGCGAUGGUCUUUCAGUUCCCCUCGAGUUCACUGAGUAUUCUCACAGACUGAAAGCUUCCCACUUCUUUCUGCAGCUAGUGCUCAAACUCUUCAGCACAGGCCACAGUGUACCAGUAUAAAAAAGUGUGUUUAAAAAUCAAGCAAUCCAUCUGUCAUGCAGUGACAGUGAUUCUGCAUCAGCCAUCAUUUGUCAUCUCCCAUCUUCCAUUGUCACCGCAGUGUGGUGACGGCUACAGAAAAGCCACAUCCACCUGCUGCUUAGCUCCCAUUCCAUUUCAGUGUCUAGAGGAAGUGAGCAUUGGGGAGAGGAUAAAGAGAUUUGUUUUGAAAAGUUUGGGAACUUAGCUGAUUUGUAUUCUUUAAAUGGAUAGAGCAGUCGACUUGUGGUUGGUGGUCAGAUCUGGGACUUACUGGAAAACUACUGAAUGUAUAUUUAAUUUCUCUUCAGAAUUGAUCUCUCUCUACUGUUUUCAAUAUCUGCAAAUCCCACAGCAUCUUCUCUCCUUGCAAGAAAAUCUGCUUUUUCACAGUGUUUCAUCCUUGGAAAUAAAACAGAGUGUCCAAUUUAUCUAGGGUAUAAUAUAGCAAACAUAUUUACAGAAAGCUGCUUUUUAUUAUUGGAGACUUUAAAUUCCUGUAUUUUUCUCACAGUAAAAAUUCAAAACAAGGUCCAUGUUUAUUUCCUCUUUUCCCUAACACUAUUCAUGCCAGCCCAGUACAUCUCUCAACUAGUCUCUGAGAUUAAAACUAACUAACCACCCUUGUCGCCUAGGUGAGAUCAACAAGGCUCUUGAACGCCAACAAAACAGUAAAAGGCAGAGACUCCAUGUCUAUGUCUUGCGGUACACCAAAAGGGUUACCUGUAAAGAAAUGGACUUAAGCAGACUGAGUGUAACUACGGAGA
Messenger RNA from Notothenia coriiceps (black rockcod), 16167 nucleotides. RefSeq names its product CUB and Sushi multiple domains 2 (gene csmd2). The transcript is spliced from 74 exons. Lineage: Eukaryota; Metazoa; Chordata; Actinopteri; Perciformes; Nototheniidae. The record is from RefSeq and is a predicted model, not a curated record. Bases 1 to 11244 code for a protein of 3747 amino acids.